This is a messenger RNA of Sitodiplosis mosellana (orange wheat blossom midge), 2544 nucleotides long. Its product is annotated as solute carrier family 35 member B1 homolog. The transcript has 4 exons. The record is from RefSeq and is a predicted model, not a curated record. Gene Ontology annotation, cellular component: Golgi membrane; endoplasmic reticulum membrane. Gene Ontology annotation, molecular function: UDP-glucose transmembrane transporter activity; UDP-galactose transmembrane transporter activity. Gene Ontology annotation, biological process: UDP-galactose transmembrane transport. The coding region runs from base 1119 to 2357 and encodes 412 amino acids. Lineage: Eukaryota; Metazoa; Arthropoda; Insecta; Diptera; Cecidomyiidae.
AGUCUCGGCUUUGAGACACACCGAACGACCGUUUUUGUGUGUGCUUCCAUUAAAUCGCCCGGAUGUGUGCGCUCGGCAAAAUGUGUUCAGAUAAACAAACAAGUUCGUGCGAUGAAAAGUAAUUUCUUUGAAGCUUUUCAGCUUUUCAUUCAUAGUUUUCGUUCGGUCGACCGCUGUGAAUGCGACGGAGCCAAACAAAAACACAUCUUUUGAUACAUGAAAGAAGAAGAAAUUGUCUUUUCACAAAAAGGAACAUCGACCAGAUUUCACAGAUAAUAUGUGUGCGCUAAUACUUUUGCUUUUGUUUUGGUGUAUUAGUGAAAAUUUUGAAAUCGGAGAUUCCUUUGAUGCAUCAGCUACAUUUUAAUUGAACUUUAAUUUGUUUUGGAAAUCAGUUGCAUGAGCAUCGCAAAAUUUUACAGCCUAGUUCAAUUUGAAAGUGGACGUUGUCACCCUAGUUGAUCAAAGUUUCCAUUGAAGGCAUUUUACCAUCACCGAAAUGGAAAAUAUUUGUGUUUAAAAUUAGAUUUGAGUGCAAAAUAUGACACUUGCUCGCUGGCUGCAUACUAAAAAUACGAAAUGUUGGAAUGCCAGAUCCAUUUGCUAUGCCAAAUAUUCAGCGCGACGCCAAAACAAAAAACACAUGCACAAAAGACGAUGAAAAAGAAAAACACACCGAAUGCGACAGCGCGCAACGCAAUAGCCAGCAGCGGCAAAGGGGGCAUGUUUCAUGUUUACAUUAUUUGUAUUUGCUUUUAUUUACACCGAGUUUUCGUAUCUUGUUUUUGUUGUUGUUGUUGUCUAUGUUUCAGCCGUCGUCGUUUUCCUUAACUGAUUUACACUUGGUCGUUCUCUGUGUGGAUAUUAGGCGCAAGUCGAAAAUGGUGCGAUACGCAAUUACUUUCACAGCAUACACACACAGUAACUGUACCGUCCGAUAACGUGAGUGUGAGACACGCUUCUGCUGCUAUUGAUGAUUAUGAGGAUGAUGCAAACGCGUUCAUAUUCAUCUUUCGAUCGCCGACCUAGUCGAACGAGUGAUGCCGAACUCAAUGUCGUCGCCGUCGCCGCUACACAGGACAAACAAAAAUCUACGUAAUAAAAUUGUGUAGAAAAAAAUGUCACAUUUAAAUGCAAACGAGAAUCCAACAGAGGCGAACUACACAGCCGUCGAAAUGGCUGCCCGACCGCAGCAAUCGCCAACGGAGAGUCGAUUUAAGCGGAUUGCCAGUUCCAUUGGCCGACAGUGGGAAGAGAAUGGCAAAGUUAAAUUUAUCAUAACUGCCUUGGGCAUAUUUCUAUCAUAUAUGCUCGUUGGAUACCUGCAAGAGAUAAUUAUGAGAGGCAAAUACUGCGAUGAAAGCGACAAAUGUGAACGAUACGAAUACGCCGUUACACUGGUCUGUGUGCAAUUCCUAUUUUCAUUCACUUUUAUUAAAGCGUUAGAUAUUAUAAAACCGGAGGAUAAAAAGGAUACAACAAAUUGUCUGUAUUAUAUACUAGCAGCGGCAGCAAAUGCGUCGGCUAUGGUCAGCUCGAAUAAGGCAUUAAAAUGGGUUACCUAUCCAAUGCAAGUGAUUUUUAAAUCGGCAAAACCGAUUUCAGUCAUGAUUUCCGGCCUAUUCAUUUGCAAGCGAUACGCGACUCAACGCUACCUUUUCGUUCUAAUCAUUGUAAUCGGUGUAGUUGUGUUCAAGUUUUUCGAAAGUGACGAAGUUAAAAAACCGAAGAAAACUGAAAAUAAAAACGAAGCAAAUACAGCCAACUAUCAACUGUAUGGAACCGCAUUGUUGAUUUUAAGUUUAACGAUGGACGGGGUACUGGGUGCGAUACAAGACAAAAUUCGAGCCGUGCAUGGACCAACUUCACGUCAAUUUAUGCUCGGAAUGAGCGCAUGGGGCUCUGUGAUUCUUGUCACUGUUGUCAUCGCAACGGGUGAAUUCAAAGAUGUGUUUGCAUUCGUGUCGCAUCAUCCGAAUGUAAUUCUUCACAUUUGUGCAUUUGCGACGGCAGGUGUUGUUGGUCAAUUGUUCAUUUUCACGAUGGUCGCAUCGUUCGGUUCGUUGGCAUGUUCUGUUACCACAACGGUGCGAAAAUUCUUCUCCGUUCUAUUUUCCAUCGUAUUCAUGGGCAAUCCAUCAACGCCGUUACAAUGGUUGGGCGCAGCUUUAGUGUUUGCUGGAUUGUUUGCGGAUGCAUUCUUUGGAAAAAAGCAUAGGCCAGCUCAGAAUCAACAUGAAACGGAAUUACACUUGGAAAGUGCUGAAAACACCGAACGACUCGUUGAAAAUACAGAUGAAAAACCAACUAUUACAAAAUUCAAUACCACUCAACCAAAUGCACAAGAGAUUGUCUGAAUUCCAUAAUUAUAAAUUUUGUAUUUGUGACGAUUUUUGUCGAACAAAUGGAAGAACAAAGGGAAAAACUAUGUACAAAAAGCCAAUUCCAUUUUUCAGUUGUGAAAUAAAAAACUAACUUUUAUUUAUCAGAAUAACAAUUUUUGCUAAUAAACAUUCAAAAAAAAAUAUAAUCAUAAACACAAAA